AUGACAGGAGUGAUUUGACACUUGACAUAAAACUCUAACCAACAUUCAAACUUCAAAAAUUGUUACAAAGCAUUUUUCAGUUUUAGUGAAUUCAAAAAAUGGAGUGCUUACUUGGUAUUAAAUUUAAUGAUUUUGUUUUAAUAGCUGCAGAUAUGACGGCUUCACAAAGCAUUAUCGUAAUGAAAACAGAUGAAAAUAAACUACAUAAAUUAUCCAAUAACAUUGUUAUGGCGGUUUCUGGAGAGUCCGGUGAUACCACUCAGUUCGCAGAGUAUAUCGCGAAAAAUAUACAACUUUACAAAAUGAGGAACACGUAUGAGUUGAGCCCUAAAGAAGCAGCAAAUUUCACUCGUCGAAAUUUAGCAGAUACUCUUCGAAGCAGGAGUCCAUAUCAUGUUAAUCUUCUCUUGGCUGGAUAUGACAAGAAAGACGGGGCUCAGUUGUAUUACAUGGAUUAUCUAGCGUCUGUUGCUAGUGUUGAUUACGCUGCCCAUGGAUACGGAGGAUAUUUCUCCCUUUCCAUAAUGGAUCGCAAUUAUUUGAAAACCCUGUCGAAAGAUCAAGGAUACGAACUUCUGAAGGAAUGUGUUAAAGAAGUUCAAAAGAGACUUGCUAUAAAUUUACCAAAUUUCAAAGUUCAGGUUAUUGAUAAAGAUGGUAUUAAGGAUAUGCCUAAUAUAACUUCAAAAGAUUUGAAUUGAUUAAGCAACUUCAGUUUCAGAUUUUUUUUUAAAUAAACAUUUAAAGUGUC
Molecule: messenger RNA, 751 nt
Organism: Leptinotarsa decemlineata (Colorado potato beetle)
Lineage: Eukaryota; Metazoa; Arthropoda; Insecta; Coleoptera; Chrysomelidae
Gene: Prosbeta4
Product: Proteasome beta4 subunit
Biological process (GO): proteasomal protein catabolic process
Cellular component (GO): proteasome core complex; cytoplasm; nucleus
Source: RefSeq, a predicted model, not a curated record